Pongo pygmaeus (Bornean orangutan) is the source of this 884-nucleotide messenger RNA. RefSeq names its product ferredoxin 2 (gene FDX2). Gene Ontology annotation, cellular component: mitochondrion. Gene Ontology annotation, biological process: P450-containing electron transport chain. The coding region runs from base 168 to 617 and encodes 149 amino acids. The record is from RefSeq and is a predicted model, not a curated record. The transcript is spliced from 6 exons. NCBI's taxonomy places the organism in Eukaryota, Metazoa, Chordata, Mammalia, Primates, Hominidae. Gene Ontology annotation, molecular function: electron transfer activity; 2 iron, 2 sulfur cluster binding.
GCCUUGCCCCCAGCCAACUGGGCCACCAGCUUCCCUCCCUUGACUCUGGGGGUCCGCAUCCACUCCAAGGGGACUAUUCCCCCGACCCCACCCCAGUCUCCCCACACGGACCUUUGCUGAAUUAAAGUUUGCCCCAAGCAAACAUCUGCGCUUAAGUUCCAUUAAUUAUGGGCUUUCCCUCUCCUCCCCGGCGCGGCGCAUGCUCAGUCGGCUCGCGCCCGGCGGGAGAAGAGGACGCGGGCUGCCUGGAGCGGCCCGCGGACGUGGUGAACGUGGUGUUCGUAGAUCGCUCAGGCCAGCGGAUCCCAGUGAGCGGCAGAGUCGGGGACAAUGUUCUCCACCUGGCCCAGCGCCACGGGGUGGACCUGGAAGGGGCCUGUGAAGCCUCCCUGGCCUGUUCCACCUGCCAUGUGUACGUGAGUGAAGACCACCUGGAUCUCCUGCCUCCUCCCGAGGAGAGGGAAGAUGACAUGCUAGACAUGGCCCCCCUCCUCCAGGAGAACUCGAGGCUGGGCUGCCAGAUCGUGCUGACGCCGGAGCUGGAAGGAGCGGAAUUCACCCUGCCCAAGAUCACCAGGAACUUCUACGUGGAUGGCCACGUCCCCAAGCCCCACUGACAUGAACACCUGAACCAUUCCACAUUGCCAUGGCCCACAGCCCAGAUGGAGGGAAUAGCCAGGUGCCAGCCCUGCCCAGAGCGCGGACAGGCCCAGGAGAGACAUGGAAGCCCCUGUGAAGGACAACACCCCUGCUUGGGAGAGAGUCCCAUGUCCAGGCUCUGGCAGGGACAGGGCCCCUAGUGGGGUGGCCUUCCCCAAGCCCCUGAGAAUCAGGGUGUGAGUAGGAGUGGACUCAUUGGAGCUGCAAUAAAUCGAUAACACAGG